UAAAGAAUGAAGAAUGAAGAAUGAAGAAUGAAGAAUGAAGAAUGAAGAAUGGUUUGUGUUCUGUCUGGGGAGAUUGCCAAGUAUCUCGAUACUAGCGCCGACCCCAAGACUCCAAGGUCAUCAUUCCCAACGUCAAUGUGGUCCGUUUGACAAUAUGCUCAGCCUCGUCAUUUCCUUGGCGCGUUGGUUAUCGGGAAAUGGUCAGUGCAUAUCUAACGAAUUGUCCUCCAGCAACUGCUGGGAGCAUAAACCAUAAACCGAUAGAACCCCAAUUCAAUACCAAUGGAUCACGAUGCGGAUGAUGCAGCUAGGCUGACUCUUGAUCUCCUGGAGGCCCGGCUACGUCAGGCUGAGUAUACAAUCUACGGACAUCUCGAUGGCAAUGCCAACAGCCUCAAGCGGAAGUCAGUGGCAGAGCGGCUUCACGAGCUAGAGAAGGGCCUGGACGUGAUCGCUGCGAAGUCCCAGGUUGCUCAGGGCCUAUUGAAGCUUCAUGCGCGGCAUCCCGAUCUCUUCUACAGCCCCGAUAGCGAGGUGCCGCCAUCUCUACUUGACCUAUCGUCCAAAUCAGCCAUCGUCCUCUCCUCGGCAGCCUCAUUCCCGCUGACCGCCUCGAGCUUGACGUCGAUCCGCGAUACCCCGAUACCUGAGGCCGAACGAUCCGCCAAGAUCAUGGCGACAAGACCUCAAGUCUCGGAGCUCGAGGCACUCCAGGCCGCGCAGAUGAAGACUGUUGCGUCGCUGAAGGAGCGCACAGCUGCCGUCCUCCAGCGGUGUUACUCGGUGGAUAUCUUACAAUCUGGCGAGCACUGGGCAGAGAUAGAGGGCAGGAUUGACAGCACGGAGCAAGGCAUACGCCGAGCAGAAAUCGCGCGGCAGGAAGAGGCUGCUGGAUGAGACAUUCAUCCAACAUCCAUCCACCUACGACCCAACAUCCAUCCACCUACGACCCAACGUCCAUCCA
Messenger RNA from Pseudogymnoascus destructans, 964 nucleotides. RefSeq lists its product as uncharacterized. The transcript is spliced from 2 exons. The record is from RefSeq and is a predicted model, not a curated record. Gene Ontology annotation, cellular component: dynactin complex. Lineage: Eukaryota; Fungi; Ascomycota; Leotiomycetes; Thelebolales; Thelebolaceae. Gene Ontology annotation, biological process: cytoskeleton-dependent cytokinesis. Bases 283 to 897 code for a protein of 204 amino acids.